Messenger RNA from Cryphonectria parasitica EP155, 655 nucleotides. RefSeq lists its product as uncharacterized. The transcript has 3 exons. Bases 86 to 241 code for a protein of 51 amino acids. NCBI's taxonomy places the organism in Eukaryota, Fungi, Ascomycota, Sordariomycetes, Diaporthales, Cryphonectriaceae. The record is from RefSeq and is a predicted model, not a curated record.
AUUGCUCCAGCACCCAUAACCAACACCACGUCCAAUCUUCCACCUUCCCUCCCGCCGUCCCACAGCGAAGCAGCCAGCCAUCAAGAUGUUUGGAGGAGGAUUCCAGAUGCCUCAGCUUUCAGCCGAAGAGCUGAGGGCUUCCGAGGCCCAGGCUUCCUACACCAUCCAGCAGGGUGCCGCCGCCGCCGCGGCCCUCUACCUCUCCCCCUUCUUUAUCAAUGCCGUUUGGAAGAUCUUCUAAGCUCGUGAGGAGGCACCCCCCUUCUUGUGUGGACUGCAUCGAGGAAUCAUUACGACCAUUACAACGCGGAUUGUACGAUUGAAACAUUGAUGAUAUCAGAGGGGUACUUUUGGGAUACGGCAUCAUGGCUAUGGUAAAUAGCGUGUGGAUAUAGACGGCGGUCCCUGCUCCAAAAAUUCUCCAUCUCUUGCGUCUUGGGCGCCAUUCGGAAAUAUCAUUGUACACCAUAUAUGUACAACUACCACGGAGGGAAUGCCAGAGUGCGCAUGCUGCAGGUGGGAGCACUAACUCUCAGCUCUGAGCCUACGGAUACAGCUAUGGUCCCUUCCGCGGCCUUUUCCCCCAACAUCCCACGCCUGCUCGGCACCAGAGUGAUCGAAGAUUGCAGUAGGAUGAUAGGCUUUAAUUAAGAAA